GGAGGAAGAGGAGGAAGAGGAGCGGAGGGACCCGACAAGCGUCGGGCGGAGGAACUGGCGAACCGACUGUGUGCGUCUACCUGCCACCGGUGAACCUCUAUUCCCAGCAGGUGGACACCAUGAACUAUGUGGGGCAGCUGGCAGGCCAGGUACUGGUGACGGUGAAGGAGCUGUACAAAGGCAUCAAUCAGGCCACCCUGUCCGGCUGCAUUGACGUGAUCGUGGUCCGACAGCCCGACGGGACGUUCCAGUGCUCUCCUUUCCACGUUCGCUUCGGAAAACUAGGAGUACUGCGCUCCAGGGAGAAAGUGAUUGACAUAGAGAUCAAUGGAGAACCUGUGGAGCUGCACAUGAAGCUCGGAGACAAUGGAGAGGCCUUUUUCGUGCAGGAGGCAGAGCAGAGCAGCGAGGUAAUUCCCGCCCACUUGGUGACGUCGCCCAUCCCCACGGAGGAGGUUCUGAUCAGGAACAAAGAAGCCAGAUGUGUGGGGUCAGCAGAAGCCUGUCAGCCCCUUGUUCCAGAGCCGGACUCUGCACACCAUCAACUUUGCUCAAGCUCCUCUGGCAGGAAGAAGAGGCGACGCAGGAGGAAGCACAAAUCCGAGCCACGCAAGGAGGAGCAGACAUGCGCAUUAGGGGAGCAGGAGCUGUGUGAGUGCAGCUCAGAUGAGGAGCAGCAUGCAAACGGUGGAAGAACAUCAUCCCUGUCAAUGAUGAAGGACACCGUGGACCAUAGGCAGCACUCGCCUCUCACCGCCCUGGAGUGGGACAGCUACCCUUUCUCUGAUGGCGACUGGUCUCCCUGCCCCUUGAAUCUGUGCGAGCCCUCGUCUCCCAAAAGUGACUCCGAGCUGAUGGUGAAGCCGGCAGACAGCAUGUUCAGGUCCGAUUCCCACAUGCAGUGGAGCUGGGGGGAGCUCCCUGAGUCAACAAGGGUCAACAAAAAGUCUGAGACAAAGACGCUGAGCAUCACCCCGUCGGAAAGCACACAUUUCAGGGUUAUUCUGAGCUCAGAGGCCAUGGAGGAAGAGCCGAUCAUGAAGCAGAGCUCCACAGAGUCCGUUUGUACCAUUGUGAAGCCCGAACCUCGGCUUGUUAAACCUCGUCAGUGCAGCUGCAGUCCACAGCCCCCAGAAUCACAUGGUGCGAACAAUACCGGACCUAAGCAGGGCUUUUCAGACAUAAAGUCGAGCCGCUUUUCCUCUGAGUCGAGUCCCGCCAGCGCUGAGUCCAGCUCAAAAAACGUACGGAAGCCCAAGUGGACGUCUUCACCUCCCAGCCGCAGGAACAGCGGCUCUGCUCCCGGCACAGGAAGCGCAGAAGCUGGAGACCCUCUGGCUGUUAGUCCUGAUGCUAAAGCCUCAUCUAAGACCACAGACUCGCCUGUCAAAAGGAAAGUUGUGAGGAAGAGGAGCCAGCACCAAGGGCCUGAAGAUAUUUACCUCGAAGACCUGAGUGCUCUCGAGCCUGACGUUGCAGCUCGGUACUUCCCAAAAAGUGAGACUGAGCAAGAACCGAAGCACUGGGUGGAGACGGGGCAGCGCUCUGGAUCCCAGUCCCCUCAGUCAGUGGGGAGCGCAGCAGCAGACAGCGGGACUGAGUGUCUGUCCGACUCUCCCAGCGACCUGCCGGACGUCACGCUGUCUCUGUGUGGAGGCGUGGCCGAGAACGCAGAGAUCCCAAAAGAAAAAUUCAUGGAGCACAUGAUCACCUACAAUGACUUUGCAGAAAACCCAGCUAUCAUCGACAAUCCAAAUUUGGUGGUCAGGAUUGGUAACCGAUAUUACAACUGGACUCUGGCAGCGCCUUUGAUUCUUAGCAUGCAAGCCUUCCAGAAGAAUCUGCCGAAGGCCACAGAAGAAGCCUGGGUGAAGGAGAAGAUGCCCAAAAAGUCCGGCCGCUGGUGGUUCUGGAGGAAAAGCAGCACAAAGCAGUUAUCAAUUGAGAGCAAGCUGGAGAGACAGGAGUCUGCGAGCAGAGAGAGCCCUGCCCUCCACCAGGCCCCAGAAACCCAGCAGAAAGCUUCAGAGUGGUCCAGUGACGAAGAGACCAAGGAGCUGAACGGAGGAGCGCCUGGUCUCAAACCCAGUGAGCGCGUGCAGACAGAAGCCACGGCCCCGUGUCACUCCUACAGGAAAUCCCUCCGCCUGUCGUCUGAUCAGAUCGCCAGCCUGAAGCUGAGAGACGGACCAAAUGACGUCACGUUCAGCAUAACCACUCAGUACCAGGGAACGUGCCGCUGCGAGGGCACCAUCUACCUGUGGAACUGGGACGACAAGGUCAUCAUCUCCGACAUCGACGGCACCAUCACCAAAUCGGAUGUUUUCGGUCAGAUUCUGCCUCAGCUCGGCAAAGACUGGACUCACCGGGGAAUCGCGAAGCUUUAUAACUCGGUGCAUGAGAACGGCUACAAGUUCCUGUACUGCUCGGCCCGGGCCAUCGGCAUGGCGGACAUGACCCGGGGGUAUCUGCACUGGGUGAACGACAGCGGCACUCUUCUUCCUCAGGGACCGCUCAUGCUUUCACCAAGCAGCCUCUUCUCUGCCUUCCACAGAGAGGUCAUCGAGAAAAAGCCAGAGAAGUUCAAGAUCGAAUGCCUCGCGGACAUCAAGAACCUGUUCCACCUAAACGCUCAGCCUUUCUAUGCUGCCUUUGGGAACAGGGAAAACGAUGUUUUUGCCUACAAACAAGUGGGUGUGCCUGCGUGUCGGAUAUUCACAGUCAAUCCUAAGGGGGAGUUGAUCCUUGAGCAAUCCAAAGGCAAUAAAACAUCCUACAGCAGGCUGAGUGAGCUGGUGGAGCACGUUUUCCCGCUGCGGAGCACUCAGCACUGCGCCACCUUCAGCUGUCCGGACUUCAGCUCCUUCUGUUACUGGAGGCAGCCCAUCACAGAGGUGUGCUUCGAGGAGCUGCUGUAACUUCAGAGAUGCACUUUUUAAAUUUCUAAAUUUACAGGCUGCUAAAGUAGCAUUUGUAGCAUGUGGAUGGGUAAAUAUCAGGGAUAUGUUCAUGUAUUCCUCAGUACUUCAAGCAUACGGUAGUGUCUGCAUUCUGUUGUAUUUAAUGCUUAAACUACACAGAACAUAUUUGCACCUAUAAAUCCCAACUUGAAAUGCAAUACUCUCAAGCUUUUACACCUUAACAUAAAAUGCAAAAUGGUUAAAGCUUUGUGCAACUGUAGCAGACCGUAAAAAGGUUCAUAAAUGUUAACAUUUGAUCACAGGUAGGAAUCAUAAAUCUUCAUGUAAGAUUCAAUCUUAAAACCUUCGACUGACUGGAUAGUGCCCAAUAAAACUAGACAAUCAGAAUAGAGACAAUUUUGUUGCAUUUGUAGUCUUCAGGAAAUGAGAGUUGUCUAUCUUUUACUGUCUAUUGAGGCUACACAGAUGGACAGAUGGCGCAGUAUUUACCAGUUUUAUCCAAAGCUGUUUGUAUUCAACAUAAAAAUAUCAUCUCGUUGUCUUAAAAGUUACAAUUUCUCCACAACUAGCUACACUGAAAUAUUCUAGCAGAGUUUUUGUGAAGAAAGUGUUCUGUUUAAUUUUGUGUAGUCAGAUUUUUUGCUUUCCACAACAGACAGUUGAACCCAGAAACCUCGUACCGUCGAUCCUUUAACAGCAACCGAUCAAUAUUUUAUAUGGUUGGCAGACUUGAUUGGUUGCUGUCCAUUAAGUUUGAGUUGUAAAGAUUGUGCUAAUAUCGGCUCUCGUAAGGCUCAUACAGAGGGUAGCCAAGUUUUACACCCAAAUGUCUGCUUUCUAGCUGUGACCAGAGGUUCACAUACUGCAAAAAAAAAAAAAAAUUCUACAAUUGCACAAAAAAUACUCAUGCAAGCACAAAAUAUUUAGCCCAAAUUUGUGCACAAACGUUUUUUUUUUUUCUAAUUGACAACCGUUUUCUUGCAGUUCUGAUAAGAGGUGGAUCCCUAAUCACUUCUGUAGGGAUUUAAUGGAGUCAGUAUAUAGCGUUCCCUUUAUGGCCUUACAUUUCAUUUAGUUUGAACAGCUUUGGAGAAAGAAAACAGGUUGUGAUUUGCUGCUUGAAACUGCAUUAAUGUGGCUCAGUCCAGACAAAUGAAUGUAGAUCCUGCUGCUACUUGAUAAUAUUUUCUGUAAAUCUAUAGUUAAAUUCAGGGUUCACUGUUCAUUUGUUAAUGAAUGUUGACUUUUUGCCAGAUGCUCCUGCAGGAUUUUCUUUGUGUUAUUAGUAGAAACUGUCUAAAAUG
Messenger RNA from Fundulus heteroclitus (mummichog), 4225 nucleotides. Its product is annotated as phosphatidate phosphatase LPIN2. The transcript has 20 exons. Gene Ontology annotation, biological process: triglyceride biosynthetic process; fatty acid catabolic process; cellular response to insulin stimulus. Bases 120 to 2918 code for a protein of 932 amino acids. Gene Ontology annotation, molecular function: phosphatidate phosphatase activity; transcription coactivator activity. The record is from RefSeq and is a predicted model, not a curated record. NCBI's taxonomy places the organism in Eukaryota, Metazoa, Chordata, Actinopteri, Cyprinodontiformes, Fundulidae. Gene Ontology annotation, cellular component: cytosol; endoplasmic reticulum membrane; nucleus.